CCGACAAUAACUACACAGACGCGUGCCCGAAAACACCAUAAGUUCUCGAGCCGGUAGAGCGCGCGAACGCGUUUAAAAAAACAACGUUCGAAAUUCGAAUCGUGUUUAUUUGUUUUAAUUUUUAAUCUGUUCAGUGGUUCCAGAUUUGAAUUUCCAAGAUGGAGGGUUGCGGGAUGAAUUGUAUAAAAUAUCUUCUGGUUGUUUUUAACGCAUUGUUUAUGAUCUUGGGCAUCGUGAUAAUAUCUGCAGCAUGCGUGGACCUGGGCAUGAUCAAGGGGUUCGCGGGGAUGGAGACGACGGGCCAUGAGACUGACAUCGUUCUCAUAGUGGUGGGAGUUCUGAUCCUGUUGGUUGCUGCCUUCGGUUGCUUCGGCGCUUGGAAGGAGAGUCCGAAGUUGCUAUACAUUUUCGUCGGCCUCCUCAUCAUAAUAAUUCUGCUAGAGCUGUCUGUCGGUAUCGCCGCUGCUGCUUUACGACCACAAAUUGAAGGCACAAUGAAGACCCAGCUCCGGGCCUCCUUCAUCAAGAACAAGUCCAGCCGGGAAGAGGACUCCACUUACAAGGAGUUCUGGGACACCAUCCAGACCAAUUUGGAAUGCUGUGGCGUAACCGGCCCUGACAACUACAUCGCGUCCGAGCCUCGCCUCAACCCGGCCUACAGCUGCUGCCCGCCAGACAACUCGGACCACAAAGUCGAGGACAAGCGCUCGGACUGCAUCUCCCUCACCAAGUACUACCAGGAGGGCUGUGAGGACAAAGUACUCAGCACAGUCCACAGUGCUGGCAUGACGGUUAUUGUCUGCGGCAUCCUUUUCUGCUUUUUGGAGGUUGCUGGCAUUAUCCUUGCACUAUGGUUGGCUCACGCGAUCAAAUCAGAGGACAAAGGCAGAGAAACCGCUUAAACUGAAAAGAAAAUCGCUUGUAGUAAAUAAAACCGCUUUUUUAUUGUUAAGGAGCACUGUUUUAAGAGAUUUAUUUUUACACAAAAAUGUAAAAUUGAACGGUACCUACCCCCUACCGUGAAAUAUAAUAGAUUUGUAGAUCUAAUAAUAUUUUAUUUAUUUUAGAAUAGAUAUUGUAAACUUAGAGUCUUCUUUUUAUAUUUUAUUGUUAAUAUUAUUAUUAUGAGACUUACUAUUAUUACUUAUUUUACUAUUGUUAUAACAAUUUAUAAUAUACUUAAGUAUUUUUUUAAGUGUAAAAUUACAAGUAAGUUUUAUUAACUUUCAUUAUUUCGUUAUUGUUUAUAGGUUUAAUUAUAUUUAGUCACAGAAUAAAGAAUGAUACAGAAUGAGUUUUUACAAGCAGCGUGAGGCCGUUAAAACUUUUAACAUCCGCAUAUAGAAACUUUUUUCAUAAUUUGUAUUUCAAUAUUUAACAACAUCAACAAUGACGUAAAUUAAUAUCAUAAUAGACUAAUAAUAAUCAAUACCUACAAAAAAUACUUAAACUUAUUUUUGUAGUUUUUGUGUACAGUGCUCAUUAAAAUAAAGUUCUGACCAUCUAGGUAUCAUCUUAGUCCACUUUAUUAACCCUAUAAAGUUUAGUAACCUUUAGUAUCCCUAGGGCCUAACAUGCACCAUACGAUAUUGUAAUCUCGUGAAGAAAAUAGCUGCGCAACCGGAAAUAUCCUUCAUUGUGUGUGGAACUGGGACUACUCCGUCACCAUUGGUCGACAUUUUGUCUAUUUCUCUUCACAAUUAUGUAGUUGAUCGCAUGCUAGGUGUGCAGGUUGAUGAAUAAUUGGUCAUUAAUAAAUACGUUUGCCAUGCCAGAUAUACAGGCGGCCCUUUGAGUUUGUUUAAAAUAUUUAAAACAUAAGACACCAUUUUUCUUAAAUUUUUUUAUUAAUGCGACGCUUUGUGUCGUUAUGACUCGAGAAUGUGUUAGUUUUUAAAUUUGGAUUUAGAAUAGCUGCACUAUACUACCGUGUCUAUCUGCCUAUUAUUCUUUAAUCUGUGUAUUUGGUUUAAGAAAUAAUGGUAUGUAAAUUCUCAGAAUGUCGCACUGAAUUCGUUGUUGGUGCUGAAUAUUUUUGUUCUAUGUAUUAUUUAUUAUUAUAAACUGACAUUUUAUUUUAAGUAUUAAGGCUUAAUUGGAAGGCUUAACAACCACCCCACCUCCUUUUAUAAUAAGACGAGAAUAUUAUUCAUUACUUUUGUAAUAAUCUAAUUUUAUGAUAUAAUAAAAAAUAAACCUAAUGCUGACCCAGGCUUGGUAACUUUGCGAAAACCGCAAAAUAAACCUAUUACCAAGGAUUGCUGUGUAGAGAAACGGAUAAAAAGUUCAUUAUAAAUGAUAACCUUCUGUAAAUUAACGCCUGCUUAUUUAAGUCAGUGUUAAAUCUCUAUUAAUAAAUAUAACAUCAAUGUUGCAUUGGCAUACAAAUCUUGAUAUUAGAUUUUGUGAAUUUUGUAAUAUUAGCGACUUUAAAAUUAAGUUACUUUUUUUACGUGAAGGCCGCUGCAUAUCUGGCGUGACGCAGCAAAUCGCAUUUUUAAUUAUUUCAUUGACAAUGCUCGUUAAAAUAAAGUUCUGACAGUCUAGGUAUCAUCCUAGUCCACUUUAUUUACUGUUAUCCAUAGGGCCUAACAUGCAACUAAACGAUGUAAUCUCGUGAAGAAAAUAGCUGCGCAACCGAAAGACCUGACGAAAGAGAUGGAACUGGGACUACUCAGUCGCCAUUAGUCGACAUUUUGUCUAUUUCUCUUCAUGAUUAUGUAGUUGAUCGCAUGCUAGGUGUACAGAUUGAUAAUAUAUAGUUGUUCAGUAACGAAUACUUUUCGCUGCACCAUGCCAGAUAUACAGGCGGCCCUUUGAGUUUGUUUACUAAGCAUUUACUAGUCAAAUAAGUAACCAAAAUUACGUGUUAUAGAAUUUGUUCUGUAUUAGACUAAGGUUUGUGUAUUAAUGUAUUUCAAGUGUAGGUUACUUUUUAAGAGAAAUGUUUGUUUUAGCAUUUUAUGUGGACGUAAAAAUUAAAAUAAAAAAUAAUAUUCCUUUCUACCACUAAGCAGAGACUGUAUUCAUUUUUUGCAUUGUAUACCAAACUAUAUUUAUAAAACAAUCCAUAAACUAUAUUUGUAUUCACAAAAUGUAUUCAAAAACAUCGGAAAGAUUUAAAAAAAAUCAUACAUUUUCUGAUACAUUUUAUUAUUUUUGGACAAAACAACAUAAUUUAUUUGGUCCGCUAGUAGAAGUAUUUAAGAAUUUCCAUAGCAUUUUACAAUACCACAUAUUCUGUACGAAGUUUUCUAUGAACUAAGUUAGUCUAGUUACCAUUGCAGCUAAUUUGUAAUUUUUUAAACUAAUUAUUUGGGAAUUUAAUGUAAGUGAAACUUCCUUUUGAUUUUAAGAUAUUUUUAUUAGUGUGUAAUACAAAUGUUGAUAAAACUUCUUAAAUAAAAUAUCAGUGUUUAAAAGAAA
Messenger RNA from Bicyclus anynana (squinting bush brown), 3426 nucleotides. Its product is annotated as 23 kDa integral membrane protein. Gene Ontology annotation, cellular component: membrane. The transcript has 5 exons. The coding region runs from base 159 to 902 and encodes 247 amino acids. Lineage: Eukaryota; Metazoa; Arthropoda; Insecta; Lepidoptera; Nymphalidae. The record is from RefSeq and is a predicted model, not a curated record.